CGUGUCAAAUAGCUCUAGCUGUCAUGACACGAUGCUGCGGCGAGGAAAGCGAGUACUUCUUCCCCGAUGAUUUAUUUGAAAUUUUUCGUUUUAUUUAGGGGCUUUGGAAGGGUGCUUCGGCUUUAUAGAUGCAAAUCAUAUUCAAGGACUUAGAUGAAUGCAAAGAAGAGAUACACUUUGAUAUUUUUGAUCAGUGUGGUGUUCUGCAGUGCCUUCAUUGUUUUCAGAAAAUCAAACCGUGUUUGGCGCCGUUCUACGAGGAGAAAUUCCUGGCACAACAGAGAAAUCCAAGUAGAUCAACAAAGACUAUGUUUCUUAGACGAAGAAGAUGAGUUUAAGCUGCACGAUAAGGUGGGAUUUCGGCAUGAACGUGCAGCGGCGACGCGAACGACAUGUACUAUGGAAACAUGUUUUGAUAGGACAAAAUGUUUGGGUGACUUUAAAGUUUACGUUUAUCCUACUCAACCUGGCGAGAAGAUUUCUCCUCUUUACGGCAAAAUUUUGAAAGUGUUGAAGGAGAGUAUUUUCUAUACUGAUGAUCCGAAAAAGGCUUGUUUAUUUAUACCUUCUGUAGAUACUCUCGACCGCGAUAAUCUCAGCGAGGAUUACGUUCAUGACUUACCUCACAAAAUUGUAUCGUUGCCACACUGGAAUGGGGGCACAAAUCAUAUUAUAUUUAGCCUUUUCUCCGGAACAUGGCCUGAUUACUCUGAAGACCUACGUUUAGAUACUGGGAAAGCAAUACUUGCUAAAGCAUCACUCUCGACGGAUUUUUAUAGACUAGGCUUUGAUGUCAGUUUUCCACUAUUUUUGAAAAGUCAUCCGCCGAAAGGGAACGCUAUUGAUACUCCUUCAAACUGCGCGGUAUUUCCACUAGAUAGAAAGUAUAAACUUGCAUUUAAAGGAAAACGUUAUCUUAGUGGUAUAGGAAGCGAGUCCAGAAACUCAUUUUAUCACAUUCACAAUGGAAAAGACAUUGUGCUGUUAACAACGUGCAAGCAUGGAAAAAAUUGGAGAAAAAACAUGGAUGAACGAUGCGAGAAAGACAACGAAGAAUAUGACAAAUAUGACUAUGAAGAACUUUUGAAAAAUGCGACAUUUUGUUUGGCUCCCCGUGGUAGACGUCUUGGCUCCUAUCGAUUUUUGGAAUCUCUUCAAGCAGGUUGUAUUCCAGUCUUGCUGAGCAAUGGAUGGGAACUGCCAUUUUCUGAGGUUAUUGAUUGGAGCAAAGCAUUGAUUCAAGGGGAUGAACGUCUUUUGACAGAGAUCCCAUCAGUUGUCAGGUCAUAUGGUAAAGAGGAGAUCCUAGCUAUGAAGCAACAAACACUGUUUCUUUGGGAGGCUUAUUUCUCUUCUAUAGAAAAGAUCUUGUUCACCACUUUAGAGGUCAUCCGUAUGCGAUUAUUUCCAAAUAAGGCUGCUCUGAAGCCAUUGUGGAACACUUUUCCUGGGGCUCUUGUCAUGAGGCCUCAGUAUUCUAUGGAUCCAAAAGACUUUCCCUUUUUUUAUAGCAAGCUGGGAAUUGUAGAAGAGAAAUUCACUGCAGUUAUAUACAGCACAACAUCUGUCCUCAAGGACUCUUCAGCUCUCAGCAGGUUAAUCAAGAAUGUUGGAAAAUCCAAGUUCAUUGCCAAGAUUAUAGUUUUGUGGACAGCUGAUGUUCCAUUUGCUCAUAGUAGAAAAUGGCCACAAGUUGGUGUUCCAUUGGUGAUCGUGAGACCGGAAUCUAAGACAGGAAACAGUCGUUUUGUGCCCAGAGCAGUGAUAGAAACAUCUGCAGUUUUGUCCCUAGAUGAGGAUAUCAUAUUAAAUUCUGAUGCGAUUGAUUUUGCCUUUUCAACAUGGAGGACAUUUCCAGAUCGAAUUGUGGGUUUUGCAGCCAGAAGCCAUUACUGGAACAGUGCCAGAUCACAGUGGAGCUAUUCUUCCAUUUUGAGUGAUCAGUUCUCCAUUAUUCUGACCAAUGGAGCUUUCUAUCACAGGUAUUACAAUUAUCUGUACACUCAUAAUCUUCCACCAAGGGUUCAUCGCAUGGUUGAACACCAUGGUACAUGCGAGGAUCUUGCCAUGAAUUUCUUAGUCGCAGACAUCACACGAAAACCACCCAUCAAAGUCUUGGCACAGCAAAAAUUCCAAGACUUGAACAGCGCAAAUACAAGGUAUUCCAAGCUGGUGCAGCUCUUUGAACAGCGGCAGAGAUGUAUGGAGUCUUUAGUUGAUAUUUUUGGUUAUAUGCCGUUGGUCAAGUCAUAUGUUAGAAUGGAUCCUUCACUCCACAAGGAUCCCGUGUCAAAUUUACGCAAACAGUACAGGCUGUUGGAAUAAUAAUCACUAACAUGGGAAAUUCACAUAAAUUUGCCCUGCUAGUAAAGAUGGUUUCUAACCUGAAUUUUUUAGUGCAGUUUGGGGUUCCAAAGAAUAACCCAGUGGUUCCAAAAUUAUCUCUGAAUGUGCUAAAAUUUGACAAUGGAUGCUGCCAUUUUGAAACUAGCUUUGCAAUCUGUCAACGCAUGUUAAAACCACAACAUCCUUUUUAAAAAGAUUGCCAUGAGAUUGAAAGAACAAAAUUUGUUAAGCAAGAUUCAAAAUGACAGAAACCAUACUCAAAUCUUAAGCCAAUUGAGGACAAUUUUUGAAAGGCAGGCUCACUCUUUAAAAUCUUAAAACUCCAUUUUUGCUUUCUAUAUUCAAUAUUCAAGUUAAAGGAGGGUGUGCAGAGUGUGUAGCCAUAUUGUUAUUCAUACUGGUUUUUACUGUUUGUAUUUUAUUUUAAGAGAUCAAAUGGCCUACCAACUUAAAAAAAGUAAUCAUGUGUGUAUGGGUUCAAACAAGGAUUAGAUGAACUGAUAGCCCAAGGGUAUGUUUCCAGACCUAAAAAGCUAGAUCAAAUUUUGAGAUUUCAGGACCAUGGUGAAAGUGUGUGUUCAUCAGGACUGGAGUUGGCAUGCAUGGGCAUUUGUGCUAGCAGGCCAGCUUCAUGGCAUUGGUUGCACAGGGACAUUGCCCCCUUAAAAAACAAAUAAUCUAGAGUUAUGACUUGAUUUUAGCUUAGCUUGCAAAAAGACCCACUACACCAAGUGUUUAAGUUCUUCAAGGAAUAGAGUGAACUGUGAUGUGCGAACAGUCAGGGCCACUCUCAACUUAGAAAUGAAAUUUUGGUGAAACAAGUUUUAGUUGUAAUUUCCUUUUUUUAGUUUCAAUUUUUUUAAGAAAGCCAGUUGUAGCUCUUUCAAUUUCAAAUUUGUAACUUACCAACAGACACCCAUAAAUUAAUUACAAGGUAAAGAAAAACUAGGGAAUUCUGAAGAAUGGUUCAUUUGCGUCUGUCAGAAGUUUGGUGUUCAUUAGACACACCCCUCUUCAAUCUGUUAAUUAUAGUUUAAUUUAUUCAUGUUAAUGUGUACAUUAAUUUUUUUUGUAACGAUAUUAACUCAUAUUCACUAUGUAUAGAUUUCCAACCCUUGUACAUAAGUUACAAAAUAGUUAGUGUUUUUAAGUUUGAGGAAAUUGUGAACAGAUUCAAAUUUGCCAUUGAGGGAGUUUUACGACGAAUUUGGUGUGAAGAAUUUAAAUGGUUCAAUUUAUUCAGGUGUAUUUCUCGAACUAUUUCAGAAAAAAUUCUAAAAAAUACUAAGGUUUUUUAUUUGGAUUCUCUAUCAUGUUCACUUUUGGGGAAUUUUUGUGAUAUUAUUAUAAAUGAAAGUCAUGAUUGCAGCUGCAAGCCCCCUACAGUUAUUGUUUUUUAGGAUAUUUGAACAGUUUGAAUCACCAGUGCUUCAUGUGUUUUUUCCUCGGGAAAACUUUUUGCAAUAAUUAGAUUAUUGUUUCAGAAUUACUGAAAAUGAUCUACCCUAGCCUUCCCUAGAUUUUUUUUCUUUUACCAUCAGUAUUACUAAUGAUUCUCAUCUACAAAAUUAUUAACAUUGUACAUUUACGUUAAAAUGUCCAGAAAAUGUUUAUUGUUUAAAGAAAAGUUAUACGUUUAUGAAUUCCAAAAUACCAUUCCAUUGAUAGUUUUUACCGCAUCAUGUCAUUGAUAAUGUUAUGAAGCAGAGGAGAAAAAAAAAAGGUAUUUUUGAAAGCGUAUCAUAUUUUUUCAUAUGUACUGUAAUUUUGAUACGUUUUUGGAAUUGCCAAGGAAGCUUUGUUGAAUCAGUUAACAGUAAAUAGAGGUCUUUAACCCUUCAACUCCCCCAAGUGUUUAAGACAGAAUUUCUCCUUACAAUAAUACUGCGAUAUCAAUCAGACAAGUGAGGAAAAUAAAAGAAAAUGUAAAUUAAGGAAUAAUUGGUUGAUCCAAUACCAAAUUCUUCAAACUAACAUGAUAAGAAUAUUGUGACACACAGUAAGGAGAAUUGGUAAUGAGAUUUUGGGAGUGAAAGGGUUUAAGAAGUGCUCUAGAGUUAUCUGUUGGUUUCUCGGGUCAUUCAUCAAAUUUACUUGGCUAUUCUUAAGUAAUGGUCAGCGUUGAUAACGUAAAAAUCACCAGGACCUUUGUAAAAUUGGUUCAGAAUUUAUGUAUUAUGGUUCAAGAUUAAAUAAAUCUAUUUAUGCGA
Molecule: messenger RNA, 4556 nt
Organism: Pocillopora damicornis (cauliflower coral)
Lineage: Eukaryota; Metazoa; Cnidaria; Anthozoa; Scleractinia; Pocilloporidae
Product: exostosin-1a
Cellular component (GO): membrane
Molecular function (GO): glycosyltransferase activity
Source: RefSeq, a predicted model, not a curated record